Orcinus orca (killer whale) is the source of this 2980-nucleotide messenger RNA. RefSeq names its product peroxisome proliferator activated receptor alpha (gene PPARA). The transcript has 8 exons. The record is from RefSeq and is a predicted model, not a curated record. Gene Ontology annotation, cellular component: nucleus. Lineage: Eukaryota; Metazoa; Chordata; Mammalia; Artiodactyla; Delphinidae. Bases 544 to 1953 code for a protein of 469 amino acids. Gene Ontology annotation, molecular function: zinc ion binding; RNA polymerase II cis-regulatory region sequence-specific DNA binding; nuclear receptor activity. Gene Ontology annotation, biological process: negative regulation of transcription by RNA polymerase II; cell differentiation; negative regulation of inflammatory response.
GCGGCCCCACCCCCGUCCCCGCGGGCAUCCAAUCGGGCGCCGCCGUCCGGGGGCUGUGUCCAGCGCGGGGCGGGGCUUCCCGGCGGGCCACCCGCGCGAGCCGCCCCAGCGGCCCGGCUGGGGCGGGGGACUGAGGGGCGGCGCGUGCCGCGGGGGCGCGGCUGGCACGGUUGCGGGGAGGCGGCGCCGGGCAUGGGCCGGGGACGCGACGGCCCCACGGCAGGGGCAGCGAGCGGCGGGGGCGGAGGCGGCCGCUAGCGCCCUGCCCGGCGCCGCCUCCCUCGGAGCGCUCGCCCCGCGGACCGGCAGGCGGCGGACCGGCAGGCGGAGGACCGCGGCCCCAGGUGGUGGAGAGUUGGGGAGAAUCCAGAGGACAUAUCGUUGUAAUCAUUUUCGUCCUUUACCUUCUUACUGCCAAGGCUGCUGUGAAAGGCCCUGCCUCUGCUGUGAAGUAACAGUUUGUGGCCAGACAAGUCCAGAACCAAGACGUUGUCAUCACAGGAACGUGGAGCCCGGCAGUGGGACCAGCUCCAUCCGGUCGAGAUGGUGGACACAGAGAGCCCGAUCGGUCCCCUCUCCCCCCUCGAGGCUGAUGAUCUGGAAAGCCCACUCUCUGAAGAAUUCCUACAAGAAAUGGGAACCAUUCAAGAUAUUUCUCAGUCCAUUGGUGAGGACAGUUCUGGAAGCUUUAGUUUGACAGAAUACCAGUAUUUAGGAAGUGGUCCAGGAUCAGAUGGCUCCGUUAUUACAGACACCCUCUCACCAGCCUCGAGUCCCUCGUCCAUCUCUUACCCUGUGGUUCCUGGCAGCGCCGAGGAAUCGUCCAGUGUAGCACUGAACAUCGAGUGUAGAAUCUGUGGGGACAAAGCCUCGGGCUACCAUUACGGAGUUCACGCAUGUGAAGGCUGCAAGGGUUUCUUUCGGAGAACUAUUCGGCUAAAGCUGGCAUAUGACACAUGUGACCGUAGCUGCAAGAUUCAGAAAAAGAACCGGAAUAAGUGCCAGUAUUGUCGUUUUCAUAAGUGCCUUUCAGUUGGGAUGUCCCAUAAUGCGAUUCGUUUUGGACGAAUGCCAAGAUCGGAAAAAGCAAAAUUGAAAGCAGAAAUCCUUACAUGUGAACAUGACCUAGAAAAAAAUUCUGAAACCGCAGAUCUCAAAUCUCUCGCUAAGAGGAUUUACGAGGCCUACUUGAAGAACUUCAACAUGAACAAGGUUAAGGCCCGGGUCAUCCUCGCGGGAAAGGCCAGCAACAAUCCGCCUUUUGUCAUACACGACAUGGAGACGUUAUGUAUGGCCGAGAAGACUCUCGUGGCCAAGUUGGUGGCCAACGGCAUCCAGAACAAGGAGGCAGAGGUCCGCAUCUUCCACUGCUGCCAGUGCACGUCUGUGGAGACGGUCACGGAGCUCACGGAAUUCGCCAAGUCCAUCCCGGGGUUCGCAAACUUGGACUUGAACGACCAAGUCACUUUGCUGAAAUACGGAGUUUACGAGGCCAUAUUUGCAAUGCUGUCUUCUGUGAUGAAUAAAGACGGGAUGCUGGUAGCAUAUGGAAAUGGUUUUAUAACUCGUGAAUUUCUAAAAAGCCUAAGAAAACCAUUUUGUGAUAUCAUGGAGCCCAAGUUCGAUUUUGCAAUGAAGUUUAAUGCACUGGAGCUGGACGACAGUGAUAUUGCCCUUUUUGUGGCUGCUAUAAUUUGUUGUGGAGAUCGGCCCGGCCUUCUAAACGUGGGACAUAUUGAAAAAAUGCAGGAGGGUAUCGUGCACGUGCUCAAACUUCACUUACAGAGCAACCAUCCCGACGACGUCUUUCUCUUCCCAAAACUCCUGCAAAAGAUGGCAGAUCUGCGGCAGCUGGUCACGGAGCAUGCGCAACUGGUGCAGGUGAUCAAGAAGACAGAGUCCGACGCCGCCCUGCACCCGCUGCUGCAGGAAAUUUACAGGGAUAUGUACUGAUUUCUUGGAAAUGCACACAAAAAAAGAAACUUUUCAAGCGUUUUUAAAGGCGACAAGUGAGAGAUGGGAGCAACGCAACUUUGCACAAAUGUCACCAUUUGAACCUGGGACAAAGGAAAGUAUAAGCUCUAGGUAACCGGAAUCCUGUUCCAUGUUUCUUUCUUUUUUUAACCACUGCUUCAAGAAAUGCUGGUGAUAAACAGCUAUUAGUCAGGACUUGGAAAAUUAUGCAGAAUGGUGUUCAGUGGCCUGAUUUAAUGCACCCGAUGUGAAUCAAUGCAGAUUUCUUUGUCACCUUAGGAAUUUACUGGUGAAUUAACCUCAAAAUACGUGGUCUGUCUUCCCUUUGCACCACGUUUUGACUGUUGUGCUCCUUUAUAAUUUUGAAAACUAAUCAGCACUUUUUAAUUUUUAUAAUCCUGUAAACCUAGAUGUCUCCAAAGGUUAGGUAUUUAAAAAGUUUCCUGAAUUUGAAGAAAGACAACAUGCCGGUUUUGAAUCGUAGGAUUUAGAAUGUGAAGAAUGAUUCGAUAAGCUAUCAAAAUGCAGCAAUUGUUUUGUUUCAGUUCGCUGUUUUCAUGGUGUAACUAAUAUGUGAAAAAGCCUGUUCCCAGGUUUGUGUAGAAGAUCCCGGAAAGCCACGUCUCACGGGCCCUCUGGACUCGAUCCUCCGCCUGUUUAAAGCUAGUGUCUGUGGUCAGCAGGAACAAGACAGACUCUGAAGCAUGUCAGCUUCCCAUUCCUCUCACCUCCAUUUCCGAUCAAAUCUGAACCAACUGACUCAGGCUGUUUGGGGGCCAUGGUCACGUCUCCAGGGGCAAAGUGACAAGUUAUUUGUAAAUCUUGCGCUGGGCCCCCUCUGUCAAGGCAGCUCCUUGGUCUUUUUCUGUGUUGCUUUUUUAAACAUGCGGCUUAAUUUUUAUAACUCUUGCUGUGGUAGCUGCUCCCUGGAGUGGAGAAGACGAGGCACAGGUGACUUUAUCCUGUGGCCUGGGGGCAGGGGUCUCAUCUGGAGAAUGAACAGGCC